AUGAUAGACUUUUACCUCGUAUUCCAUUUUCUUUUUGCGCUGAUACAAUUUCUCAUCGGGGUUUUAGCAAACGGCAUCAUUGUGGUUGUGAAUGGCAUGGUGUUGAUCAAGCAGAGAAAGAUGAUUCCAUUGGAUCUCCUUCUUUCUUGCCUGGCGAUUUCCAGGAUUUGUCUGCAGUCAAUGAUCUUCUACGUUAAUCUGGUUAUUCUCUCCUUGAUUGAUUUCUCCCCGCUUGUUAAGAAUUCUCUAAUUUUCAUGUUUGUAAAUGAAAUGGGACUUUGGUUGGCCACGUGGCUCAGCGUUUUCUACUGUGCCAAGAUUGCCCCCAUCGCUCACCCACUCUUCUUCUGGUUGAAGAUGAGGAUAUCCAAGUUGGUGCCAUGGCUGAUCGCCGGGUCUCUGCUGUUUGCCUCCAUCCCUCUCAUCCAAAGCAAGCAUACGUGGGCUACUUCCCAAAAAAUCUUGUUGGGACUUUUCUUCCCAAAUACAACAAAUGCAAUCAAGGAAACAUCUGCUUUACAGAUUGUCUUUUUUGCUAGGUUUUCACUGCCGUUUGUUAUCUUCCUCAUUUCUACUCUGCUCCUCAUGUUUUCCCUGGGGAGACACACCUGGCAGAUGAGAAACACAGCGACGGGCACCAGGGACGGUAGCACAGGUGUCCAUGUGAGUGCGCUUCUGUCCAUUCUGUCCUUCCUGGUCCUCUACCUCUCCCACUACACGACAGCUGCUUUCCUCUCGUCUGACAUUUUCAAGCUCAGAAGACUCAUGUUUCUGUUCUGUAUCUUGGUGUUUGGGUCAUAUCCCUCAGGCCACUCUAUUAUCUUAAUUUUAGGAAAUCCUAAACUGAAACAACAUGUGAAGAAGUUCCUCCACCAUGGGCAGUGCUGCCAGUGA
Molecule: messenger RNA, 894 nt
Organism: Suricata suricatta (meerkat)
Lineage: Eukaryota; Metazoa; Chordata; Mammalia; Carnivora; Herpestidae
Gene: TAS2R1
Product: taste 2 receptor member 1
Exons: 1
Coding region: 1-894 (297 amino acids)
Biological process (GO): detection of chemical stimulus involved in sensory perception of bitter taste; G protein-coupled receptor signaling pathway; sensory perception of taste
Cellular component (GO): membrane
Molecular function (GO): G protein-coupled receptor activity; bitter taste receptor activity
Source: RefSeq, a predicted model, not a curated record